Messenger RNA from Phymastichus coffea, 7278 nucleotides. It is a transcript of the gene lov, whose product is annotated as protein jim lovell. Gene Ontology annotation, biological process: regulation of transcription by RNA polymerase II. The record is from RefSeq and is a predicted model, not a curated record. Gene Ontology annotation, molecular function: DNA binding; protein binding. Gene Ontology annotation, cellular component: nucleus. The coding region runs from base 595 to 2994 and encodes 799 amino acids. NCBI's taxonomy places the organism in Eukaryota, Metazoa, Arthropoda, Insecta, Hymenoptera, Eulophidae. The transcript has 3 exons.
GCGCGCAUUCACUCACCGGCCGUCGGCGACCAAGGCCGCACCACGCACCCACGCACAGUCGACGAGCUGACGUGCGCCACGCUCCGCGCGACAGCAGCAGCAGCCCAGCAGCAUCCAGUUUUAGUUUUUUUGUGUUUUUCAGUUUUGUUUCAUCCAAAUUGCAAAGUAAGUGACGCGCCCUCUUCGGUCUUUUCGGCAGUCGUUUGUGUUCGUCCCAUUCCUUCUCCGCCUUCGCCUGUGACACGCGUGUGUGAUAACAGUGCGGCUGCGCUUGCAUUUUUACCGCUUCGACGUGUUCGAGUGCGUGCCUACUCUGUCAAGAAAGUGUUUUUGUUCGCCGUUGUUUCGCCAAUCGAGACUGCGACGCACUCACGUCAACAAAUCGUCAGCAGCAAGCACAUGAAGAUCGUUUCGCAUUCGUAGAUGCGCCCAACAGUCAAAAACGCCGCCGGUGAACGUGAAAGCAACACGGGCUUGAUCAAGUGCAUGGAAGUGCUGCGUACAGUCGAGAGCAAACCCUACGCGAGAUAGUAGACAGACAACUGCUGGAGACUGCACCUGCAUUAGUGCGAGGCGAUCGCGUAUCGGCUGUAAAUGUCACGUUCCUCGAGUCCCAGCGUCAUGGCAUUGCAGUCGCACUAUUCGCUCAGAUGGAAUAACCACCAGUCCCACAUACUCCAGGCCUUCGAAGGGCUGUUGCAAGAAGAGGUGCUCGUCGACGUUACUCUCGUAUGCUCGGAAGCUAGCCUCAAGGCGCACAAAGUAGUCCUCGGCGUGUGCAGUCCCUUCUUCGAGAGGAUAUUCACGGAACACCCGUGCAAGCACCCGAUCAUAGUGCUCAAGGACUUCACCGCCCGAGAGAUCGGCGCCCUCAUCGAAUUCAUGUACCGCGGCGAGGUGCGCGUGGAGCGCGACGAGCUCGCAGGCCUGAUGCGGGCUGCGGAGUGCCUGCAGAUCCGGGGGCUCGCGUCCGUGGAGCCGAGACCGGCCAGCACGCCGUCGACGCCCUGCACGCUGGUGGAGGAGCCGGAGACGCCCGAGUGCCAGCCGGCGACCACCGGCGAGCUCGCCGACGAGGACGAGGACAUGCCGAUCAACUCGACGCCCAUCUACGUGAGGCCUCGCCAGGACGCCACCGUCGGAGCCCACCGGCUUCGCCACAUCCGGCAACACCAAGCGCAGCUGCCGCCGGGCUUCCGGGCGCACGAGGAAUGCGAGUCACCGCUGCCUAGGCGCAAGCAGGCGCGCCCGAGGCGGAGGUCCGGCGACCUGCCGCAGGACCUCAGCAGCAGGAACCAGCCGCGGGCGAGCCUCAGCCCGCCCAGCGCGGGACUCAACCUCUCCAACAGCUCGCAUCGAGAGUCGCCCUCGUCGUCGCGCUCGCGCUCGAGGCAGCACUCGCAGGAGCGCUCGCCGUCCAGCCACUCGUCGCACCAGCGGCACCAGUCGGACCAGCUGCACCAGCAGCAGCAGCAGCAGCAGCAGCAGCAACUCCACCACCACCACCACCACCACCACCACCACCCGCCGCAGCAGCAUCACCACCACCAUCAGCACGUGCAGCGCCAGCAGCCGCACCAACACCAACUGCAGCAGCACCAGCACCAACUGCAGCAGCAGCACCAGCACCACCAACAGCUCCAGCAGCUCCAGCAACAGUCGCGCGCGACGCCGCGCCCGCACCGGCACAACAACCAACACCACUCCGGGGACGAGGCGGAGAACCUCUCGAUGAAGAGAGAGCCGAAGCUGUCGCACUCACCGGCCGGCUCGCUGGUCAAGAGCGAGAGCGAGGCCGCGAGCAGCCCGCGCGGCUCGCCGCUCGUCGGCAGCCAGAGCAGCCUGCAGCGCGAGGCGCACUUCGCCGACCUGCAGGCCGCGGCACUGCCGGCCAUGGCGGCGCUGUCGCUGGCGCCGUCGCAGCACCACAGCAGCGAGUACCUGGCGAGCCUCGGCCAGUUCGCGGCCCAGUGGCUGCCCGGCCACCCGAACCACCUGCCGCCGCGGCACCCGCGGGACGACAGUCCCCACCCGAGCAACGCGCACAAGCCCGGCGGCGCCGCGGCGAGCUUCGCCUUCGGCCAGUCGCCCAGCGAGUCGCCGCUGGCCGGCCGCAGCGCCUUCCCCAUCGACGGCAUCACCGGGCCCCUGGGCGCCGGCCUCUUCCCGCACGGCUCGGCGAUCGAUCUGCACGAGCCCUUCAAGCCCGAGACCUUCCACGGGCUGUUCGUCGGCGCGGGCAUGAGCCACCCCAACCCCGGCAAGAAGCCCAAGAGGUCCAGGGGCGAAGGCAUGGCGGCGCGCCGCUGGAGCGACCACCCCCGCGGCCCGUCCGCCUGCCGCCCCAAGGGCCAGCACAGCGCGCCCAGGGGCGGCCCGCCGCGCUCCUGGACGAACGGCGACCUCACCGAGGCCCUCACCAUGGUCUGGAACAAGAAGAUGACCACGUCGCAGGCCAGCCGCGUCUACGGCAUCCCUUACAACAGCCUGCUGAUGUACGUGCGCGGCAAGUACGGCAAGAGCCUCAAGCUCGAGCAGCUCAGAAGGGACUGCACCGGCGAGGGGAUGAACAGCCUGAACAACAACGUGAAGCCGCCGCUGGACCCGGCGCACAUGGGCGCGGGCACGUCCGACGGCGGCCUCGAGACGCAGACCUUCGCGCCCCACCCCGUCAUGCCCGGGGGCAUCCCCCAGAACUACUACCCGGAGUACCCCAACUACCCGGUGCCGGUGAACAUGGUGCACUUGCUGGCGCCCAGCGAGCAGGCCAACGGGCCGCCGCCAAGCCCGGGUGACCAGCACAUGCAGCAGCAGCAGCAGCAACGACCGCGAUCGCGGUCGCAGCCGCAGCGGCCGCGGUCGCAGCCCCAGCGGCCGCGGUCGCAGCCGCAGCAGCAGCCGAUACAGCAGCAGCCAAUGCAGCUGUCCAAGAGCAGGAGCCCGUCGCCGACGCCGGAGGCGCCUCCGCCACCGAUGCAGAAUGGUACCGACUGAGAGUCGAGGAGUGCAGCCGGGCACCGGCAGCAGUGGCCGCCGUCUGCCGACGAUUGGGCAGUCGCCGCCGCUGCUGCCGCAGCCGCAGCCGCCGCAGCCUCCAUUCCGCCCACAAGACUGAAAUCGCACCUCCAGGGUAACAAGCACGACAACCUUCUCUCACCCGAGACUCUGCUCUACUAUUGUAAUUACUAAGCGCCGUCGGCCCCAGCCACAACUCACUGUAGAUAUGAUUGUACCUUAAUUUUGACGUUUUCCGACUAAUUUUUAUCACAUUACCACUGUGCGAUUUUCAUGUUCUUUUUUUUUCUUUUUUUUUUUUAUAUAUUUUUUAAAUAAUCUCUUAUUGCUGCGAAGUUUUUAUUUGUGCUGCACUGUGAAUGUCGUACUUUUGUUAGAGUGCGCACCGGAAUGUGCAACAGUGUACAAGUUUUUUAAUCAGCGGCUAUACGAGAUUUUUUAUUUAGAUUUUAUACAGAUAUAUUAUAUAUAAAUAUAUAUAUAUAUAUAAAUAUUUAUCAGGAGAUGGCCAGCAAGAGUACGACCUUCGCUAGCAACUUUUAUUAAGCUCUACUUCUCUCAAGUAUUGUUUAAAGUUUGAUCAAAGUCUUCGCGUGUUUAGUUUGUAUACGAAACUCACGCACUCGCCCCGAUAUACUUCUCCGUCGACUGCAAACUUGAACCAAACGAGCGCAACUCCGACGUACGAGCCCAUGCUUCGUACGCAACAAUAGUCCUCUAUUGAGGUCCAGCCACAUCUUCAACGGUGACAAAAGGGAUUCGUUUUAUCCGCAUAUAUACUACAGACUCACUCAACACUACGAAAAGAUACUUGUAAAUAACUAUAUUAACUGCAGAGCGUUAUUUUUUCUAUACAACUUUUUGCCGGUCAAACACGCGCAGAAUCGCACGCUCGGAGCUGCGCUCGUCCCAUAGCACAAUAUUCCACGCAACACUCAUCGAUAACAGUUCCUGCCGCGCUCACCGAUCAUUAUAACCAAAUAAUAAAAUGACAAACUGACCCAUUCGAGUUCGACGAGAAUGUGAUGCAAGAUUUACGAACAACGCGCGCCGUGCGUCGCCGCUGCGUAUAACUGAUUUUAAAGAAAUAUUAGCCGACAUUUAUUCAAAACAUUUUAGGCUAUAAUUUUCAAAUUAUUCAUAUUUUGAUAAGUUUUAGUUUUGAUUUUAUUUCUUUCUUUGUUUGUUUUUGUUUCUUUUUCCAGUUUUUCACGUGUUCGGUUGCGCGUUCUAAAGUCGCGAUCAGCCAAGUGAGAGUAAUCAUUAGUUCUUCCAGUUUGCGCCAAAAUGAAAGCGCUGGAGCUUUCUUUUUCUUGUAAAGCUCCUUUUUUUUUGUGUUUUAGUAAAUAUAAUUGUCCCAAUGUUUUGUCGUUGAACAUAACAACUGCCUUUCGUUUGUUCUAUCGUGAAUUAAUUAUUAGUUGAACCUUUGAAGUACUUUUGAACAUUUAUUUGAUUUGAUAUAACAUAAAGGUGCAAUACACGCGGUUUGCAUAGUAUAUAGAUUUGGAUCGAAAUAAAUACUCGAUUUGUUUACGCAAUUGAGGGAAUAGUGCAAUAACGCUGCAUGCCUCGAUAGUAAAGUUAACUGUAUGAAUAUUUUCGAGUUUUCAAAUUGUUUAUCAUUUAUUACGAUCGUCUAUAAUUGCGAAGUAUGCCUUUGUUCCCUCGUAAGAUUGCGAGUGUGCGCCCGAAACGGUCGGAAAGGUGAGAAAAACCAGAUUCACUGUGAAACUUGGAUGGAUUUUUGAAAGAAAUAAUAUGAAAUACUGCGGAAACUACGUGAAAUGAAAAUAAUCGAGAGCACGUUGAACAAGUGAACGAAACCUUAAUAUUUUCGCAAGGUCCGAGGCCUCGAAGCUGACUAGAUGCGUGAAAAGCAUUUGGAAGCUAGGCCGAGGAUUUUAAAUGCAUUAUAGACCAGAAUUUUUGACAAAAAUAUUUCGACAUUCAGACGGAAGCGCAGGGUAACUUACACAUCAGGGAUAGCCGCUGACAAAUCUACGAUAGAUACAAAAAAAAGCUACAUAUUAAACUAUAAUAAACGAAAAAUGUUUGAACAGAGAGUAUAAAUCGCGUACAGAUAUAUUUCAUUUUUAAUAAAAUAAUAAGGAAUACAAAAUAAUAGAAUCGAAAGCGUGCGAGUGUCAAAGGAAAUGAUACGGGAAGUAAGAAUCUCUUUACAAAGCCCAUUAAAGAUGAAAACGAAUUUCGAUUAUUUCAUUCGGCCAUUUUAUUUCAAUGAUAAAUAGACCGUAAUAUAAAAAAUGUUCAGUGGCGAAAAAUAAGGGACGUAAAAAUAAUUAACAUAUAAGUAAGUUCUCGUUUUUGAUUUAAUAUAAGUCGUUGCGUAACAUCGAUACAAUCGGAACAAUAAAUUAAACGAAAUUAAGGAAAUUUUAACGAGCGACAAGAAUUUGUGGUCCCUCCGUGAAUGAGAUACAGCCUGUACAAUACAAACUGAUAUUAUUAUUGAUUAUUAAUACGGAUAUAUAAAUGAAAAUAUAUAAAUGAAUAUUAUUCUAUACACAGGGUGUUGAAAAAGAGUUUAUAACAGGAUAAUGAAAGCAACCACGAGUCGCACGCACCCGCAUCAAAUUGCCUUUUUUAAUUACAAGUUUCAUAUCCAUUUCCCCGCUCAUACUUGUCGCCUUCAAUCGCGUUUCGACUGCGCGUGUACGCGAUGGGAGUUGGUCAAAUAAUACGCUAUGACCACGUAUAACUUUUAGUUUUCCUCGAAAGCGUGUACGUAAUUUAUUGUGUAAGUCGAUGAUUGUUCGAACGCUAGUUUUGUGAUUUGUUGACUAUACUAUAGUUCUUAAUUUUGUCAGUUCCUUUUAGUUCAUAAAUUAGCGAACAAUUGAUGCGUGUAUUAUCAAAGCACAAAUAACAAAUACCUAGCUAACUAUGUAAAUAAAUUACGUUAAAUUUUAUAGCUUAACCGAUGUGUUGAUCACAGAUAAUUGACAGAUAUUUUGAAUAAAGCGAAAACCACUGUACACACCGAAUACACUGCUCAAAUAAAGGAACAUUUCCACAUGCUCGUUUUCAUUAUAAUUAUCACUCAAGAAACACACAACUCUCCCACUUCUUACGAUAAUCAGUUACAGCCCGAAGCACACGUGACCAAACAAACUCUUGACGAUCGACCACUUGAGUUUGCGUUAUCAUGGCAUUCUCCUGUAGCGUAUGUCGAGCGUCGAAGCGCGUUGCGCGGGCGUGCGAUUCCCGGCUGCUGUCGCUCUAAUGGGAUUUAACAGUUUUAUAAUUAACUCUGUCGAAAAUGAAAGGGAUCGCCGGAGAAAGGGGAAAGCGCGAGCAAGACAACCAAGACGUUACGAUUGUGUGCGUUAGAGUGAAUGCGUGUUCGCGAUCGUUCGUGUAUUACAAUAACAAUAAUAAUAUUAAUAAUAAUUACGAUAAUAUAUACAUACGCGUCGAGUGCGCUCGUGUGAUCGAUAUACGGAAGUAACCAUAGACACAUAAUGUGAUAGAAGGCACCACGUGCAGAUUUCAGUAUUAUUUUGCUGUUAUAACGAGUGCAUGGGGAUUAGGAUAUUCGCUUGGCGAACGUUCUUUAAAGGGAUGAGCUUUCAACGAGGUUCAUGCGUACGCGACGAAGGAACUUCGAAUACGUUCAUAUUCAAUGACCACUCCGAGAAUAUCUUUCUUUAUUUUCGAACCACUACCAUUUUUCACUCCAACAAAGCUUUGUUCGACUGCGCCACCUAAUGUUCGUGUUGUUUCAUAAAUGUAUUACCUAUAUCAAUCAUAAGAGGAAUCAACAUUGUUUUAAUAGGUUAUUAAUAUGUAAGAAAAUUUAGACGUCUAUCGGUGCAAUUUAGAGACGAAAAAGUGACAAAUACUGCGUUCGGCAAUGUGUAGAAAGCAAAAUAUAAAAAGAAAAUAAUUGGUCUAACAAAAGCAGAGUCGUUCAUAAAGAAUUAUAUAAAUAAUAAGUUGAGUGUAAUUAUUGUAAGAAGAAACCUUCGAGCGUCCAUUCGCUGUGUUUAAAAAGUGAAACUGCAGAUGCAUGUAAGACUGAAUGGAAAUCAUAUACAAAAUAUGUCGCGCGCAAAAAAUGUGUCUCGGUUGAUAUGAAUGAUUUUUAAACGGUUGCGUCUUACGCGUAUAAAAAUGGGAAACACGUACGCGCGAUUGGUUACUUUAUUAUUAAACGACAAUGAUUAUUAUGAAGUAUAAAUAUUAUAUAUAAAAACGUAUAUGUAGAAAUGUUAGUUCAAUUUUGAAGGAUAAGGGGCG